Colletotrichum orchidophilum is the source of this 2088-nucleotide messenger RNA. RefSeq names its product G-patch domain-containing protein. The transcript has 3 exons. Bases 1 to 2088 code for a protein of 695 amino acids. Gene Ontology annotation, molecular function: nucleic acid binding. The record is from RefSeq and is a predicted model, not a curated record. NCBI's taxonomy places the organism in Eukaryota, Fungi, Ascomycota, Sordariomycetes, Glomerellales, Glomerellaceae.
AUGCCGCGCGGUGGGAAGAGAGGUGGCGCCCGCGCGCCGCCGCGCAAGAUCCCUCGCCUUCGUCCUAGUGGUGGCAUAGCAAACGGCUUCAUUCCUGCCGUAAGCUCAUCCGGGUUUACUUUGCAAGACGAAGCCCGCAGCACUGCUCAUCGCUCGUCACCCUGGAGCAGUGAUUCAAGACUACGCCAUAGGCCCGUUACAUUUAUCAACACUGGAGCCGCAGAGCCUCUCAAACAAUUAGAAAAUAUCUUGCAAAAAGAUGAGGAGGGUUCUACAAAUAGACCCCAGGAGGCACCCGAUGGUCCACACAUUUCCCACCUUCAAGCCGACGAUGCACUUCUUGACGACCACGAGUCUGCUUCUGCGUCUGAUGAAGCCAAAGUCCACGAAGCGGCACCGGCUGAUGCUACCGUUGGCACCACGGAUGCCUCUCUAGACACAUCUGAGGCAGCGCAGGCUACGAUCUCCCAGCUACAAGAUAGUGCGAGGACGGAGGCUCUGUCCACUGAAAAAACAGCCUCGCCUCUGCCAUUCUUCUUCGACGUGGUGGGAGAGAAUCAACUACUCGACACCCCUCUAGAUCAAACCCCAACUCGAUCCCCGUCGCCCACGCCGUCCAAUUCCAGCGAGGAAGUAAUUCUCUUCAGAGGCCGUAACAAGGUCCCCAAAGAUAGGCAGAAAUUGAAACCCAAGACCAAGUCGAAGCUGAAGGCUUUCAACUUGGACGGCAUUUCUACGGAAAUCGACGUUCUCGAGAGGACUGUCAAAUCAAAGAAAAACAGCCGAGGGGAUGCACCUAGGAAGACCGGGGAAAAUUCCUACAGGCAAUCACAUCCAAUUAACGUCAAAGACCUCAAGAGACAGGAGGAAGACGACUUGAUUGCAGAUUAUAUUGCCAAUCUCAGGGAGUAUGGCGAAGAUGAGGUGCUGGUGCCUGUGGAUGCUUAUUCUCGCCGGGACCUAGGCGGCUCUCUGAGUGAGUCUGGAGCCAUCGAAGACUCGUUUCAGACUGUCGUCGCUACGAGCAUGGCCAAGGCGGUAUCAGAAGUCGACAACGAUCUGGGUAAUACGGCAGCAGAGUUUGACGUAGUACCUCGAGCAAGCGACCCGAAACCUCUAUGGGACGCACAAAUGCAAUCCAAACGAGGCCAAAUUACACAAGUUGAUGAUACAUUGACGGGGAUUUUCGAGACGGAUGCCUCCUACCUGGCAUCACUCGAGCAGUCUAAUGUCGAGGACGCAUCACCGAAUUCGGAUUCGAGCGACCAGGACGACGUGGAAGAUAAUAUCUUCACAUCAGCGGCAGACAGAUUCGCAAAUGAGAUCGACGACUUCGAUUACAUGGACUGGAACCGCCCAGCGCUUAAGAGCAAGAAGGGCAAGGGUGCUAGAGGCAAGGUUCCUGUAUUCGACGUUUCAGACUCUGAGCUGGAGGGCAAGAUCCAGGCUGCGUGGAAGAAUGACCGCUUGAAAAAAGCUGAGAGAAAAAAAGAACGCCAGGCUUUGCGAUCUCUGGGACUCUUGGGUAAGCAUGCCAAUCCGGAAGACCUUAGAGUCAAAUACCCGCACGGGAUGGGACUGGAACAAAUCGCCGACGAGCUGAGGACAUUCCUUUUGGGCACACACCCGAGUCUCACGCUACCGCCCAUGGACAAUCAUGCUCGAAAAGUGAUUCAUGAGUUGGCCAGCAAAUUCAAUAUCAAAUCCAAGUCGACAGGAUCCGGUGAUCAAAGGCGGCCCAUACUUCAUCGCACUUUCAGAACCGCCAAGUUUGCUGACGAGGUUUUUGAUAUCGCUAUCGCUCGGGUCGGUCGCAAGUACUUCCCCCGUAACGACACGACACUGCGGGCCGCCGCACAGAGGCAAUCGGCUCGUCGAGGGGGCGCUGGCGGGCACGCUGGCGUUGUUUAUCGGGAUGGUGAGGUUGUCGGUGGUUCGGCGCCGGAACUGAGCCAGGAAAACAAGGGUCGCACGAUGCUCGAAAAGAUGGGUUGGAGCAGCGGUACCGCACUGGGCGCGAUGAACAACAAGGGCAUCUUGCAGCCUGUCGUCCACGUCGUGAAGCGAAGCAAGGCUGGGCUUGGAUAA